Molecule: messenger RNA, 2674 nt
Organism: Chlamydomonas reinhardtii
Lineage: Eukaryota; Viridiplantae; Chlorophyta; Chlorophyceae; Chlamydomonadales; Chlamydomonadaceae
Exons: 8
Coding region: 52-1320 (422 amino acids)
Source: RefSeq, a predicted model, not a curated record
CCCUUUCCUGCCACUUUCCUGCCACUUUCCUGCCACUCAACCGUCAUCACGAUGGGCGCAACCAAGUCGUUGCCGGUAAUCGGCGAAAUUCUAACUACGUUGGAGUCAGGUUGGCGCGCCGGAGCUGGAGUUGUCUGCGCUGCCGUCGGCCAGCUCGAGGCCGCUGACAAACUCUUCAAAGCAGCUGGAGAGAGCUGGAACGAGUACUCGCAACGGUCCGCCAUCGGCGCCACGGUUCGCACGGUCAUGCAUGCCGUUGCAGGCGAGUUCGGCGAGGUGCCAGGGCUCUGGGAGAAGGUCUGGGCGAGCCACGGAGAGCUGUGCAACAGCCUUCCCCUUGUUGGCCAUGCGAAGGCCAUUGCCUUCUACGCGGCGGGCCGUUCUUCUGAGGGCGACGCUUGCAUGCGCGCUGCAACCCGGUCCUUGGUUGUCCUGGCAGCAGCCGUCACCGCGGGAUACCUGGGGGCAAUGGCCGCCGGCAUCGCCACGGACUGCGUGACAACAGCCAUUGACAGUGCUUGCAAGCGGCGCUUUGAGCCCAGCGGCCUACUUGGCGCAAUCAACUCGGCCGUGCAGAGCGGCGGCGAUGCCCUCGCGGUGGCCGACUGCCUUCUGGCAGUGGCUGCAGAUCUGAUCAACGCCCGCCGCCCGCUUGCACGCCACGCCGCUGCUGCGAUGCGCGCCAAGGCCAGCGAGGCGUACCUGUACCGUGCUGCCAACACGGCGGAGGUGGCGGAAGCGGUGCGGAAAAAUACGCUGGUGCCCGCUUUCGGCGCAAGAGGCCGGCGCGCCAGCGGUCGCGCCGAGACGUGUGUGAGCGAGAGCGUAAAGCACACUGCGGAUUACCUGCCGAGGCGGCAGAAGGCGCUUGAUCUCGCCUAUGAAGAGGGCAAACUGCCGGAGCAAGUGGAGCUCAAGGCGAUGCGGCUGACUGUGGGCAAAGCGGAAUGGGAGCGCAUCAAGGCGAAGGCUGUCCCGCAGGAGUUGGCCAACGCCAACAAGGACAUCAUUCCCAACGUCUACACACGCGAAGUAUUAAAGGACACUGCAGCACCGGAGCGCAAGGUCAACGUCAACAUCAAGAAUGCCAAUCUGUCCGAGGCCCAGAGCGUGGUCAAGAAGGUCGAGCAGAUCGACCUCAAUGAUCCCCAUCACUUCCGGUCGGGACCCCGCAAGGCCCUGGAGCGCUACGGCAAGCACGUCGUCCUGGGGGCCGGCGGAGAACUUCUGCUCAUGCGUCACCCAUCCUACCACCAGCCGCCGCCGCCGCCCACGCUGGGGCGGGGCUGGGAGCAGCGGCUCGACGUGUUUGGGAUUUAGGGGUCGCAAAGGAUGGCGCUUGCGGCAACAUUCAAGUGGUGCGCCCGGAGGGUCCCUACCUUCUGGACAGCGAGGCGAGGCCCAUUGCAUGUAUUAGGGGAAGGCAGCAACAGCCUGUGCAUGUAGUACAGGUAAGGCUGCGGAUAUCAGGGACCAGUUUGCGUAGUACAGUUUCCUUUUCAGGAAGUAAGUGCAAGGACCUGAGACGCUUCACGGGCUACACUCCCAGGCGUGCGUGGUGAGCGGCAGGUGCGUGAAGGGCAUAUUGGCAAGCCCAAGCAUCAGUCACUGGCGGAGAAAGUCGGGGACGUAGUGGACUGCUGUGUUAUGCUGGGUUAUGCUGGCAUCAGUUGCGUAAAUGGCCAUAGCGACGACGUUCAUAAGCAGCAGUGUGAGGUUUGGGCUGGCAGUUCGGUUGGCUGAUCUGGACCGCAUGCUGCAUUGCAGCUUUGUACAACUGUAUUGCGUCCUUGUGUAGGAGGGGCGGGGCUGUGGGAACGGCUUGGGCGAGCGGACGUGAACUGGGUACAGCGGCGGCGCGGCAGAGGAACCGGAGUCGGGCCUGUUUUUUGCGUAGUGGUAUCGCGUCUCGGGAUGCGUUUUGGUAGUACGGCGGGUGGUGUUGUCGGCAGGACCCGGUGAAGCAAAUCGAGUACGGUAAGCCUUGUAUGGGGCCACUGCUCCAUGUACGCAGGUUGCAGGCAACCGAAGUACAUGCGGAGCUCUGCGGGAUGAGACAGAGGCGUAGACCAGGGGAGGCGUAGACAAAUAGGCGGACCGGCGUAGCGGAGUGCUUGCUCGCUGCUGGUGAUUGAAUGUUGCCUUUGCGUGGGAUGCAGUAUCGAUGCCGAACUUACUUCAACCACGUCCUCGACACCGCCUACACAACCAGCGCCCCUGUGCACUUAAAACACCCAUCCGAGUGCAGAGGGAGGUGCGGAUGCGCGAGACGCGGUGGCGGUAGGUGGUUGGCGGGACGGGAUUACGCAACGCUGUUAUUCUGAACGGUGGAGACCUAGGCACACACACGAUUUUGAGACUUAUAGUAUACCCUGCAAAGCAACACGAGUGGGACGGCGCCCAUAAAUAGGUCGGGAUAGACGAGACGUGUGCGGACUGGAUUGCAGCGCAGAAAGGAGGGAGUGAGAUAUGCGGAAGUUUUAAUUUAGAAAAAGCAAGAGUGGAACAUGCGUAAAGGGUGGUUUGAGUUCAAGCUUCGUGGACACGCGACGCGUAAAAUAGGCGGGGGCUGAGGGUGUGGGGACGUUGGGCCACGGUUGCGUGCCACCGCAUUGGCAGUAGCGCACAGAACAAGAACCCAUUUGCCAAAUAAUACUUGUAAUGUUACUUACAU